This is a messenger RNA of Culex pipiens pallens (northern house mosquito), 655 nucleotides long. RefSeq names its product 40S ribosomal protein S15Aa (gene RpS15Aa). Gene Ontology annotation, biological process: translation. The transcript has 3 exons. NCBI's taxonomy places the organism in Eukaryota, Metazoa, Arthropoda, Insecta, Diptera, Culicidae. Gene Ontology annotation, cellular component: cytosolic small ribosomal subunit; ribosome. The coding region runs from base 144 to 536 and encodes 130 amino acids. The record is from RefSeq and is a predicted model, not a curated record. Gene Ontology annotation, molecular function: structural constituent of ribosome.
GUUCAACAAUCUCCGAACGCUCCCCGCAGCUGUCAACUUUUCCGGCGCUGCCAACCUCACGAAACACGCGGCCGUUUCCUGUUCUUUUCAACCGCAGUCCUCCGCGACGUACGUUGUGUCGGUAAAUAAACUAUCGAGCAAAAAUGGUCCGCAUUAGUGUGCUAGCCGAUGCCAUGAAGUGCAUCAACAACGCCGAGAAGCGCGGCAAGCGCCAGGUGCUGAUCCGGCCCAACUCCAAGGUCGUCAUCAAGUUCCUGACCGUGAUGAUGAAGCAUGGCUACAUCGGCGAGUUCGAGAUCGUCGACGACCACCGGUCCGGCAAGGUCGUGGUCAACCUGACCGGUCGCCUCAACAAGGCCGGCAUCAUCUCGCCCCGGUUCGACGUGAAGCUGCACGACAUCGAGCGGUGGACCAACACGCUGCUGCCCUCGCGUCAGUUCGGAUACGUCGUGCUGACCACCAGCGCCGGCAUCAUGGACCACGAGGAAGCCAGACGGAAGCAUCUGGGAGGCAAGAUUCUGGGUUACUUCUUCUAAGCACUGGAAGCCCCACUGUGUGGGAAGGUGGCAUUUGUUGGGUGUUGCCAACAAACCUGGAUAAGAUCGAAAAAAAAGAAAAUGAAAAAACGUUUAAGAAUAGAGUAACUUAAAACACA